AUGUUGCCUUUCACUUCACUGCCAGCCCAUCUCAACCUCAGUAUUUUCUAUACAAGUUUCCCAAAGAUGUGGACUCAGUUAUCAUUAAAGUGGUGUCUAAAAUGGCUUACCCAUGUUCUGUUGUCUCAGUCCAAAAUAUCAUGGUAAGUCCUUCCGACUAAGACUUUUUUCCUUCUCAUUAUCUUUAUUACCUGCCUAUCAUAAGGUAUGUUAUAUUUCAUGCAGAAGAAGGAUUUUCCAGGUGAGCAGUUCUUCGUGGUGUUUGUGAUAAAGCCCGAAGAUUAUGCCUGUGGAGGAUCUUUCUUCAUUCAAGAAAAAAAGAACCAGACUUGGAAUUUACAACGAACAAAGAACCUGAAAGUGAUGAUUGUUCCUUCCAUUACAGAAUCCGUUUAUGUAAAGUCCAGUCUCUUCAGUGUCUUCAUCUUCCUGGCUUUCUACGUGGGAUGCCUGCUCGUUGUGCUUGUGCAUUAUGUGAGGUUUCAGAGAAAACCCAUCAAUGGAAGCUUUGAUUCCACUGACGGCUCUGGGAAUACGGCUGUGUCACGUCCCAUUGCUGCCAGCACGCCUGAAGGGAGCAAUUACGGAGCCAUAGAUGAGUCAAGCUCCAGUCCUGGGAGGCAGGUGUCCUCCCCCGAGGGUGGGCAACCAUGCCAAUCCGACACAGACAGCUCCGUGGAGGAGAGCGACUUUGACACCAUGCCGGAAAUUGAGAGUGAUAAAAACAUCAUCCGGACCAAGAUGUUCCUUUACCUAUCAGAUCUAUCCAGGAAGGACCGAAGAAUUGUCAGCAAAAAGUAUAAGAUUUAUUUUUGGAACAUCACCACCAUCGCUGUGUUUUACGCACUGCCAGUCAUCCAGCUGGUCAUCACCUACCAGACAGUGGUCAAUGUCACUGGCAACCAGGACAUCUGUUACUACAACUUCCUCUGCGCUCACCCCCUGGGCGUCCUGAGUGCCUUCAACAAUAUUCUCAGUAACCUGGGCCAUGUGCUUCUGGGCUUCCUCUUCCUGCUGUGCUUCCUCUGCCUGCUGAUAGUGCUGCGCCGAGAUGUGCUCCAUCGAAGAGCGCUGGAAGCUAAAGACAUCUUUGCUAUGGAGUAUGGGAUUCCCAAACACUUUGGUCUCUUCUAUGCUAUGGGCAUUGCAUUGAUGAUGGAAGGGGUACUCAGUGCAUGUUACCACGUCUGCCCGAAUUACUCCAACUUCCAAUUCGACACCUCCUUCAUGUACAUGAUCGCGGGUCUCUGCAUGCUGAAGCUCUACCAGACCCGCCACCCGGACAUCAACGCCAGCGCCUACUCAGCCUACGCGUCCUUCGCAGCGGUCAUUACGCUCACCGUCCUCGGAGUGGUGUUUGGAAAAAAUGAUGUGUGGUUCUGGAUCAUCUUCUCUGUGAUCCACAUCCUGGCCUCGCUGGCCCUCAGCACUCAGAUCUACUACAUGGGUCGCUUCAAGAUAGAUGUGUCUGACUCAGAUCUGGGGAUUUUCCGGAGGGCCGCCAUGGUGUUCUACACGGACUGCGUCCAGCAGUGCAGUCGGCCUCUGUAUAUGGAUAGAAUGGUGUUGCUCAUUGUGGGGAAUCUGGUUAACUGGUCCUUCGCCCUGUUUGGAUUGCUGUACCGACCCAGGGACUUUGCGUCCUACAUGCUGGGCAUCUUCAUCUGUAACCUGCUGCUCUACCUGGCCUUUUACAUCAUCAUGAAGCUUCGCAGCUCCGAGAAGGUCCUCCCGGCCCCACUCUUCUGCAUUGUGGCCACCGCGGUGGUGUGGGCUGCUGCCCUGUAUUUUUUCUUCCAGAAUCUCAGCAGUUGGGAGGGAACUCCAGCUGAAUCCCGGGAGAAGAACCGCGAGUGUGUCCUGCUGAAUUUCUUUGAUGACCAUGAUGUCUGGCACUUCCUGUCUGCUACUGCCUUGUUUUUCUCAUUCUUGGUUCUCUUAACUCUGGAUGACGACCUGGACGUGGUUCGGAGAGACCAGAUCCCUGUCUUCUGAGCCUCCCGCACUGAGAGGCAGAGAGGCAGCAAUCAGUCUUGGUGCUGUCCUGAAGACACGGUGACUGCAGUGGACCACUGCCAAAUGCUCCUGCUCCCUCGCCAGAGUCACCUCUGUCCAUGCAGGAAGGAAAGGAGGGGCA
This is a messenger RNA of Tupaia belangeri chinensis (Chinese tree shrew), 2137 nucleotides long. It is a transcript of the gene SIDT1, whose product is annotated as SID1 transmembrane family member 1. Lineage: Eukaryota; Metazoa; Chordata; Mammalia; Scandentia; Tupaiidae. Gene Ontology annotation, molecular function: double-stranded RNA binding; RNA transmembrane transporter activity. Gene Ontology annotation, cellular component: lysosome; plasma membrane. Gene Ontology annotation, biological process: RNA transport. The record is from RefSeq and is a predicted model, not a curated record.